Messenger RNA from Mobula hypostoma (lesser devil ray), 9690 nucleotides. RefSeq names its product activin receptor type-1B-like. Gene Ontology annotation, molecular function: activin binding; activin receptor activity, type I; ATP binding. The transcript has 9 exons. Gene Ontology annotation, biological process: activin receptor signaling pathway; protein phosphorylation; cellular response to growth factor stimulus. Gene Ontology annotation, cellular component: plasma membrane; activin receptor complex. The record is from RefSeq and is a predicted model, not a curated record. Bases 139 to 1614 code for a protein of 491 amino acids. Lineage: Eukaryota; Metazoa; Chordata; Chondrichthyes; Myliobatiformes; Myliobatidae.
GAGAGGGAGAGGGAGAGGGCGGAGUAAUCCCUUUUGUAGAUUUCACUCAGUGAGACGGUUCCGUAUCUGGUUAAUUUCAACCUACCUCUGGUCAAUUUCAUCCACGCUGCAUCUCUCAGGCAAUGGAAAGCUGCAGGAAUGGCUAAAACGUACCAGUUAUGUGUGGUCUUUUUGCUCCUGAACAUUAGGACCGGAGCGGCGUUGAAGUGCUUUUGUAAGAAUUGUGUGAAGGAAAACCAAACUUGUGAGACAGAUGGGGCAUGCCUGGCUUCCCGCUCCAGAAUUGGGGGUGUUGAGCAUGAGAUCAGACUGUGUGUGUCCCAACGAGACUUGGUCGCGCCCAUCUACUGCCGGAGCGACAAAAAGUAUGUGACCACCAUCUGCUGUUUCAAGGACUUCUGCAACAACCGGGAGAUACCUCCUCCAGAAGGUCAGAAGAGUGAUUUAGAUGGCUGGGGCCCCGUGGAGCUGGCGGCUGUGAUAGCUGGCCCAGUGUUCCUUUUGUGUGUGGUGCUGAUGGUGGCAGUGUUCCUGUGCCAUUACCACCACCAGCGAGCCUACCAUGACCGCAACCAGCUGGACAUGGAGGAGCCUUCCUGCGAUCACAUGUACAUCUCCGAGGGGAAGUCGCUGAAGGACCUCAUGUUUGAUAUGACUACCUCUGGAUCCGGAUCUGGCUUGCCUUUGUUUGUGCAGCGUACCAUUGCGAGGACCAUAGUCCUUCAGGAAAUAAUUGGCAAAGGGCGCUUCGGGGAAGUGUGGCGUGGGAAAUGGAGGGGUGGCGACGUGGCUGUCAAGAUAUUCUCCUCCCGGGAAGAACGCUCCUGGUUCCGGGAAGCUGAGAUCUACCAGACAGUCAUGUUGCGUCACGAGAACAUUCUGGGCUUCAUCGCAGCAGACAAUAAAGAUAAUGGUACGUGGACACAGCUGUGGCUUGUGUCGGACUAUCACGAGCAUGGCUCUCUCUUUGAUUACCUGAACAAGUAUACGGUCACUGUGGAAGGGCUCAUCAAGCUGGCACUCUCUGCGGUCAGUGGACUGGCUCACCUGCACAUGGAAAUCGUGGGCACUCAGGGCAAACCAGGGAUUGCCCAUCGUGACCUGAAGUCCAAAAACAUCCUGGUGAAGAAGAAUGGCAUGUGUGCGAUAGCAGACCUGGGCCUGGCUGUCAGGCAUGACUCGCUGACCGACACCAUUGACAUUGCCCCCAAUCAGCGAGUGGGCACAAAACGGUACAUGGCUCCUGAAGUACUGGAUGAGACAAUCAAUAUGCAACAUUUUGAUUCCUUCAAAUGUGCUGACAUUUACGCCCUGGGGCUGGUGUAUUGGGAGAUUGCCCGGAGGUGCUCUGCUGGAGGGGCCCACGAGGAUUACCAGCUGCCAUACUUUGACCUUGUGCCCUCUGACCCCUCCAUUGAGGAAAUGAGGAAGGUUGUCUGUGAACAGAACCGAAGGCCAAGCAUCCCUAACAUUUGGCACAGCGGUGAGGCGUUACGAGUCAUGACCAGGAUCAUGCGGGAAUGCUGGUAUGCCAACGGAGCAGCCAGGCUGACUGCUCUCCGCAUCAAGAAAGCAUUGUCACAGCUAAGCAUCCAAGAAGAUGUGAAAAUGUAAGGAUGGGGUGUGGGAAGCAGGGAAACAUGGCACUGGAAUUAAACCAACACCAUCCUCCACCUGGCAAAACGGCUGCAGAGCAAUGUCUACCUCACAACUUAGAGCCGAUCUGCUGAAGUGUUGACUGGAAGCAUAUCCUGUUUUCUUAAGGGAGAAGGGGGUGAGAAUGAGGUGCAAACUAACACUACACUGAGUAUUAGAAACUUGUUGUAUAUCAAAUUUAGUACGAAAUUGGUGGUAUUCAAAAUGAGGGACAAGUACUCCCUAGUGCAGGGGGAAUGUAGAACUGCUCGUGACUAAAAAUUGGCAUCUGCAUGUUUGAUUCUGAGCGAAUCCUGCAAAUAGUUGGCUUGUUUUGAAAUUGCAACUUGCCCUUUUAAGCAGUGGGUGCCCCUGAGUUCUGUUUUUAAAUUUUACUUUAGUCAUUUUUUAAAAAUGAAUUUUAAGGUUCAUGUAAGAAAUGGAGAAGAUUACUUCCUCGUUUUUUUUAACUGUGUAUAUAAAACCAAGUCGAGUUGCCAGGUAGGAGAGAAAGGAGAAGCAGUUAUUGAAACUGAGCCUCUUGUGUUGCUUAUUUUAAUUGGUUUUCAGGUGGUUGUAUAAUACAGGUUGACUUUGUACCAAGAACAAUCUUUAAUCUUUGGUGCAGCAGGGAGGACUGAUCUGGCAGUGUUGAUGAUACAUGGAGUCAAUGCAUCCAGGUUUUUUUGUUGUUGUUAGAUUAACUGGGAUUGGCUGUGUGACUGUCCAGGCUGAAGAUAAGAAUCUGAUGCCAUUGCGCAAACAGGGCUUCUGGGGUGGAGCAGAGUUGACCUUUUCAUAUCCUGCUUUUGAAAAUUUUUACAAAAUUGCAGGAUUAGCUCCCUUCACAUUCAAAAAAAGAUCUCUGCACUGUCGUCAAUGUGGUUCAAAGUAACAUUUGGCACCAUUAAGUGUAGGUGCUGAGCCAUCCCAAAGGUUGCCUGGCCAUACUGUGCCAAUUUACGAAGGGGAUCAGUUUGAAGUCAUGGAUGGGGUAGAGCUGCUGUCUCAAUCUCAAUGUAGACCUCUGCUGCUCUCUGCGUGGAGUUCGCAUGUUCCUGGUGUGUGUGUGUGUUUCCCCCACAUUGCAAAGGCACGCAGGUCAGCAGGUUGAUUGGCCAGUGUAAAUUGCCCCUAGUGUGUGGAGGGUGGGGUUUUGCUGGGAAUGUUGAGGUGAAUAAAAUGGGAUUGGUGUAAAUGGUUGCUUGAUGGUCAGCAUGGACUCAAUGGGCUGAAGGGCCUGCCUCUGUGUUGUAUGACUCUGACAGAGCUAUUAGCUUGUAUGACUAAACUGAAAUUAAGCUAAUACCUCAGGCAGAUAGUCAUACAACACAGAAACAGGCCUUUGGCCCACUGAAUUCUCACCAACUAUAAAGUACCCAUUUACUCAAUGUAUUAGUACCAAAAUGCUUCAUAGAUGAACAGCAGCUCCUGGGCAGAUGUUAGAGACUGAAUGAUUUAAAGAGAAAGUUGGGACAUUUAUUUCUCUCUGAGUUUCCCAUAUCGAGCAAGAGAUGCUGUUGAAAGCGUUUCUGUGACACUACUGACGAUCUGGCUGUUGGCAUAAAGGUUCUUGCACUAAGGAAGCCACCAGUGUGGAGCUGUUGGUGGGUCAGGGCCUGAGCCACAGUCCUCAAAUGGUGGGGUGGGUUGCUACUGACUCCCAAGUGGCAAGAUGCUGCUGUAUGUCCCCGAGUCCCCGCAGUGGAACUGGUCUGUUCGUGUUGCACCAGAGGGCAUGUGGGGGCAUCUCAUGGAAACAGGGCAAAAUAAAGGGUUUUCUCUCCCCUCUUGCCCACAUUGAGCGAUGGAAGGUGAAGGUAUUGAAGGUUUGCCAAUUACUUGUAGAUAAGGCCCGUCAGCUUGCUUGGGGCCCUGGUUCGAGAGUAAGCACUCCACCACCUAAGCCCUCUUGUGUUCCAUCGGCUCUCCAGAUAUGUGCCCAAGGAGGUAGAUUCCCCCUUCUCCAGGACUUCUGUGCUUGAGUCUCCAGAAAUGAGGUUUAGAUCUUGGUUUCUCUUCUCUGGGGCCCCCCCCCCCCCCCAGAGCUGCAAUCUAGCUUUUUUUUAUUUGUUGCGUAACUGACCCAACAACUUUUUAAAAAAUUUGUUUUAUGGUUUUAACUGGCUGCUCUUAAUAUGCAAAAUCUGGAGGUGGGGGUGAGAUUGCGGGAAGAUGCUGGUUAAAAUGUGACGUGGCAAUUUCGCAACUCCAGCAUGUGUGGUGGAGGAGGAGGAGGAAGUGGCAAACAGGUUUUUUUUCUCUCCCCCUCUGCUUGCGACUCCGAGCUUUUUUAUUGUCGUCUUGUUUGUGCACCCUUUUGGGCUCGCUCCAAAUGUGAAGUAUGACUGACAAAUAAAGUGUGAGGCUUGGCUGUGCUGUUAGCUUCAGGCAACUUGCCAGUGACACCCAUGGGAGGCAGUCAGUGUAGCACACACUCCUGGCACCAGAGGGUGCUGUUUGAUGGACUUGGGACACUGAGUUGCCUCCGCUUCAAACCCCCUCCCCGAGCUGAAUUUUGCUAUUUGGAACAAACUGAUUUUAAUCGUGUUUCUCUUCCUCCCCGUUGUCUCUGCCUUCUGACACAUGGUAACCUUAGCAACAGCUUUCCCAGCCCUCUCCUUAACACUUGUUCAAAUGCCAGCACUUUGCUCCACGGGGCAGGAUAAAGAGACUGAGCCAAGAUGAUGUCUCCUGCAAAGGUGACAACACAAUCUCAUUGUUUAUUCUUUGUUUCCUCUGGCACUACAUCUUUGACAAACACUGGCUCAAACAUGCAACAUUUUGAUCCACAACACACUGACUGAGCUGCACCUAGUCUUUUUUUUUGCUUUCUUAUUUCUAUCAAUCACUUGGGCUUGAAGAGGCUGUCCAUCUCGGAGACACUACAGAAUUAAGGCUGUGGUCAGGCAAUCUUUUGGUUUUGGUAAGAGGGUAUGACUUCUGAUCAAAUCAGCUUUUGUGUAAAUUUGGGUCUUGACUUUAAAAUGUGAGGGUCUUGUGUCCAUGUCAAGUCCCUCUUGCAACUCUCUCACCAGGGCUUUGUUAGGGGAGGAAGGUCUCCAGUUAAAUAAAAUUACCUGGCAAACAGCGAUGGGUGUAAACAUGGUGGGAUGUGUUUUAACAAUCCGCCCCCCCCAAAAAAAACUGUUAUAGCCAAUCAAGCAGCGUUGAUUACAUGCCUCCUCUUUGGUUUACACGCACACACAGCAAUUUUGCCACCUCAGUAGCUUUUAAGCUCUUUUGCAGAUGGUACAAAGACUCCCUGCUGAACCUGGCCUGGCACUGAAUACCUACUUGGAAUGAAACGGGAUGCCAAAAUAGAUUGGCAUGUACUGCAAGUGGGAAUCUCUUUUAUUGUACUCGAACUACUGAUUUCCUGACCCAUCCCCAAUCCCUAUUUUUAAAAAAAAAUUACCUCACGGUAUGCAAAUAGAAAUUGUUACAAUUGUAAAUACUUUUGUUUUGAUGUGAAUCUUGAUAUUCUCGAGCUUGUAUUUUGAAUUUGACUUGCUAGGUAUGUUUGUAACUAACUGCUGUUGUAUAAACAAAUGGCUUCAUCUCUGGAUAUUUUUUUGUAUGGGGCCUCUGUGCUGUUGUGGCUGGUGACGGUAUUUGUAAAUCUGUUUCUACACGCUGCUAAUACAAUUUCAAAUGCUGCAGUCUCAAACAAGGAUCCACUGUGCAAACAACUGGCUGAUUUCUUGUUGGGCAUGUUCACUGGUGUCCAGGCUACUGGACACUUGCCUUCGGUCCAGUGUUCCUUAAUUUCUAUAGGAGAGGCUACGGUCAUCCUGAAGUACAGCUACACUCCCAGGAAUCAAUCCCCACAUCCCAAACUCUCCCAGUGAGCCCAUUCCCUCUGCCCAUACACUCCUGAGGAAUUGCUUCCACUACCCCAUUCGUUUUCCCCCAUGCCCUGUACUACCCGGGGGGGGGGGGGCCAUACACUCCCUCCACCAUUCUGUACAUUGCCAGGGGCUCAGUUCAUGCACUCCUGAAGAGUUAAUGUGUCUCAUCGACUCACUUCUACUCCAGGCUAUUCAGUCAAUCAAGCUGGCUCUGGAUUCCAUGGGAUUCUGGUUGAUCCAGUCCUGUCUCAUGUCACUCCACCAAUCUACACUCCCAGUGAUCAAUCCCACCAUCCCAUACACUCCCGGGAGAUCAUUCCCCUGCCCUGUACCCUCUCAGGAAGCUUGUUUUCCCUCCUGCCUCCCCCCCCCCACCAUGUACCCUUCCAGGGGAGCUUGUUUCCUCCCUGCCCCAUACCCUCCUGUAUACUCUACCCUGUUGCACAUUUGUACUCUGCCUCCACUGCCCACCCACCCCUCUGCACAUCCGUGCACCCUCUCCAUGUCCUCAAAAUCCCUUAACAUCCAAAGAACCCUAUAGGCAGUGGAUAACUCUUUGGGGUAGAGACUCCAUUUGACUCGUUCCUUCCCACUCCCCAAGACAUUUCUCUCCAACCCUUUACCUCAACACCUAAGCUCGACUCAAUCCCAGUGAUUGGUUUUCCCAGCCCCUCCCUGUUAGUCAAUUUUGCCGUGCUCCUGUUGCCCUUUCCAUUCCGGAGGGGAUCACUUUCCCCAGCUCUUCCUGCAGACUCUCAUCCUGCUGCCAUCACUUCCACAAGGGGCCAAGUAUUUCAGAAGAAAGCCAGCAUCCUCUGCAGCCCCUGAGAUGGAGGCUUGAUCUUUUGAUUGGCCACUCCCAUUGCUGAAAAGGGUUCAAGUUCACAGCUGUUUAUAUUAAAAAACAAUCUGAGCAGAAAAAAGUCGAGUGCCAAUGUGUUCAGAGUGCCCCCUAUUAGCUUGUAUGUAUGUGUGUGCAGUGUUUACACGGCCUCUUCAUUGAAUUUUUGAAGUGCUAUUCAUGGGUGAAUCCUGGUAGCCUGCCUAAGCUUUUUAUGCUUGCAGGGUUGGGGGAACAUAUCCUAUCAAGACUUAACUCUUGUCCCCAUGUAAUGUGGGACAGUGAAAGAGAACCCAGGUCUCCUCUUUCACACACUGUCUUCCCUAACCCCCUCCCCCCCGCCAUGUAGCUUGGUCCACCCGUGUGUCAUCCCCUCACCUCAAUUGUGGCUGCGAUCUGACUUGGAAGGUGUGAGGUUCAAUGUGUACUGGGGUAGCCAGUUCUAAUUGACCUGGGAGAUAAACUAAAGCAGAGGGAGGAGCAUUUGGAAAGGUAGUUGCAUUUGUAUGGAACCUUCCAUUACCUCAGUGCAGAAAUAGCUGUGAAAUGGGAUUGCUGUUGUAAUGAUGUGAAAACAGUGAAUUUGCUCUUGGCCACCUACAGUAAGGUGCACAGUCAAUGAAUUGGCCAUGCUGAAGCUUGUGGUGGGUGACAAUUGGCCUGAACACUGGGAAGAACUGUCCUGCUCUGAAACAGCCCAAUGUGAUUAACCACAAUGUCCACUUGAAAGGGUAGAUGGAGUCCGAGUUUAACUUGCUCUUUGUACGGCCUGGUUUAAGGUCCAAGCCUGUGGUGUGCGGCCUAAGCAGGAUUCAAACAAUCACAGAAUGGUUAAACUCACUCAAUUCUACUUACAGGUACCCCUGUUUGACACAUGACAGUGGUAAGCAAGACCACCAUCUUGCUCUUUACUAGUUGCUGGUAAUCUGGUUUGAUAGCAGCAACGUGGUCGUCAAUGUACCCAACUCAACUAAGGUUUUGGCCCAUCCCACUGUGUCUCAGAACUAACUGGUGUAUUUUGAUUCAUGUAUUACAAUCUUCACAGUUUAUGAUCAGACUUGCAAAGUGUGUACAUAUUGGGAGAAAUAAAGAUGAAAUUUUUUGUUUGUUUUUUUUUAUUGUUGUUGUUGAGCCGUUUAUUGUAAAAUCAUCACCGAAUCAUUCUGCGCUGCGUAGGAUACAAGAACAUAAGGAAAUGAAGCAAGAGUAUGCCCUUGUGCUUGCUCUCCUAUCCAGUAAGGUCACUGUUGGUCUUUUACCUCAACACUAAUUUCACUUCCCCUGACACUUAACUGCCCUCUUUCACCACUCUGUGCUGAAGAAAUGCUCUCUUGAGACUGACUCAUUGGUUGAGAUACUGCCAGCCAGGGGAAACAUUGUCCCUGCAUUUACCCUAUCAGAAUAUUGUACAAGAAUGAGAGGAGAUCUCAGCCUGGGCCUAUGCUCCCUAAAGUUUCCUCACAAACAGCCUGCCUUUGCAGGAAUCAAUUUGUUGAGCCUUUGCUGCACCCCAUUGGUAGACCAGCCAAAAUGUCUCACCAGGACCUGAUUAUAAAUAGCACAAGAUGUCUGUUCUUGCUAUAAAGUGUUACUGCACAGAAACAAGCCCUUUGGCCCAACUCAUCCACACCAACAAAGUUGUCUGGCUAGACUUGUCCCAUAAGCCAGUGAGCCCGACUUUAGUGGUUAGCAAGAUGUCAGAGAUAAUGUUUCGGAGUACAUGAUAAAAAGGGCAAAGUCAGCAUGGUUUCCUCGAGGAAUUCUCUGAGGAAGAAGUUGACAGGAUAGAGAAAGGAGAGUCAGUGAAUGUUGCGUACUUGAAUUUUUUUUCAGAUGGUCUUUGACAAGCUGCCACAUAGGAGGCUGCUUCACAAGAUGAGAGCCCACAUUAUUACAAGAAAGAUGUGAGCUUGGUCAGAAGAUUGCCAUCUGCCAGUCAGCCAAAGCAUGGGUAUAAAGGGGGCCUUUUCUGAUUGGCUGCUGGUAACUAGUGGUGUUCUACAGGGUCUGCUACUUUUCACAUUGUAUGUUAUUGAUCUGGAUGAAGCAAUUGAUGGCCUUGUGGUUGAGUUUGUGGAUGAUACAAAGAUAGGUGAAGGGGCAGGUAAUGUUGAGUAAACAGGGUGUCUGCAGAAGAAUUUGGAGAGGGUGGGGAGAAUGGGCAAAGAAGUGGCAGAUGGAAUAUAGUGCAGGGAAGUGUAUGGUCUUGCAGUUUGGUAGAAGGAAUAAAGGCAUAAACUAUUUUCUAAAUGAGGAGAAAAUUCAAAAAUCUGAGGUGCAAAGGGACUUGGGAGUCUUCGUGCACAAGGCCCUGAAGGUUAACUUGCAGGUUGAGUCAGUGGUAAGGAAGGCAAACGCAAUGUUAGCAUUCAUUUUGAGAUGACUAGAAUAUAAGAGCAAGGAUAUGCUGGAGUUUAGAAGGAUUGCCGGGGUGGGGGGUGCGCGUGUAAUCUCAUUGAAACCUACAGAAUAUUGAAAGGCCUGUGUCGAGUGGGCUAGGAGAGGAUUUUUCCUAUAGUGGGAGAAUCUGGGACCAGAGGGUGCAAUCUCAGAUUAGAAGGAUGUCCUUUUAGAACAGAGAUUAGGUAGAAUUUCUUUAGCCAGAGGUUGGUGAAUCUGUGGAAUUCAUUGCAACAUACAGCUGUGGAGGCCAACUUGUUGGGUAUAUUUAAAGUGGAUAUUGAUAGAUUCUUGAUUUUUUUUUAUGUUUUAAUAGGGUUCAGGGGGAAAAAUAAAUCAGCCGUGAUUAAAUGGCAGAGGAAACUCAAUGGGCCAAUGGCCUAAUCCUGCUAUGUUUUUUGAAUAUAAUUGAAAUUGCCUUCCUCUAGCAGCUCAUUCCAUAUACCCACCACCUUCUGUGGAAAAAGUUCCCUUUAAAAUCUUUCCCUUGUCUCCUUAAAUCAGUGCCCUCUAGUUUUAGUCUCCCCUACCCUGCAAAAAGGGCUGUGACUGUCAGGUAAUGCCCACCCCACCACUGAGCACAUCAACGUGAAAUGCAGUUGCAAGAAAGCAGCAUCUAUCAUCGAGGAACUCCACUACCCAGGACAUGCUGUCAUCAAAAAGAAGGUACAGGAGCCACAGGACCAGGUUCAGGAACAGUUAUUAGCCCGCAACCAUCAGGCUCUUGAACCAGUGGGGAUAACUUCACUCAGCCCAUCAUUAAACUGUUCCCACAACCUAUGGACUCGCGUUCAAGGAUUCUUCACCUCAUGUUCUCGAUAUUUAUUGCUUAUUUAUUUAUUACUAUUACUUCUUGUGUUUGUGUCUUGCACACUGGUUAAACGCCCACAAUGGUGCAGUCUUUCAUUAGUUUUAUUAUGGAUUUAUUGAGUACGCCCUCCAGAAAAUAAGUCUCAGGGUUGU